UAGGUGCAAUAUGGCAGACCGAAAGGCGGAAUUAGAAAAAAAGAAAGCAAAAUUACAAGCUAUUAGAGAACAGAAAGAACGUCUUCGUAAAGAAAAAGAAAAAAAAAGAUGCAGAUGAAGCAGUUUCUCGUGGUAUGAGUAUUGAGAAAGAUCAAGGUAAAGAAAUUGAUGAAAUGUUAUCAUCUCUUGGAGUUGCACCAGUUUCCGAUGUAUUGUCAAGUUUAACCAUUUCACCAAACAAAAGUGAAUUAUACAGUUCUAUGUCAACUCCUGAUUCUAGUAUCAAAAGAUCAUUACCUCAAACUCCCUCUACUUGUCCAAAACCAGUAAAGAAAGUUAGUGAGUUAUCAAUUGUUUCUUUAUCUUCUACUAAUAUUCCACCUAAAGAAGUUGAAUGCUAUACUAAAGCUGUUCAAACUACACAUUCAUCUAAUGAAAGAGACGCUCAAGCCUUUGGAUAUUACGACGAAUACAACUUAAAUCCUGCCUUGGAAUGGGAAGACGAAUUUACAGCGGAAGAUGAAGAUAUCAGCCUCACAAAUUUGUUCACAUUUCAAAACAAGCUACCUCCAGGUAUCCUAUCUCAAGGACUCCCACAGGUUAAAGAAGUUGCACCUGCUAUUAUUUCCUUGGAAAGAGAACUAAUUUUUAAAGAAGAAACAAAAAAGAUUAGAGAAUUAAGUGAUGCAGAAAAAAUGACGAUAAUUCAUUCUGAAGAUUUUCAACAAUUUAUAGACCGUGCUGGACGUGUGAUAGAACGAGCUUUAUCUGAAAAUGUAGAUAUCUAUACAGAUUAUACUGGUGCUUUAGAUGACAAAGAUCUAAAUGAAGAUAAAAGUAGUACUCGUUUAUCAUUGACACGCGUAUUUUUUGAUGAACAUUGGUCAAAAAAUCGCCUAGUUACAUCCUUAGAUUGGUCUCAACAAUUUCCAGAACUUACUGUUGCAUCUUAUAAUGUUUCUGAUGCACCCCAUGAACCAGAUGGUGUAGUUCUUGUAUGGAAUACUAAAUUCAAAAAGGAUUCUCCUGAAUAUGUGUUUCAUUGUCAAUCAAAAGUACUCUCGACCACAUUUGCUAGAUUUCAUCCAAAUUUAAUUUUGGGAAGUACUUAUUCUGGUCAAAUAGUUUUAUGGGAUAAUCGAGUACAAAAGAAAACUCCUAUUCAAAGAACCCCUUUAUCAAAUACUGUACAUACUCACCCAGUGUACUGCAUUCAAGUUGUGGGUACACAAAAUGCACAUAAUGUCAUAAGUAUUUCAACUGAUGGACGAUUAUGUUGCUGGAGUUUAGAUAUGUUAACCCAACCAAUUGAACGUCUUGAUUUAACUGAUAAACAAUCUAAACCUGUUUCAGUUUCUUCAUUUGCUUUUUUGCUUGAUGAUGUUAACAAAUUUGUGUUUGGUAGCCAAGAAGGAUCUGCAUAUUCUGCAUGCAGGCAUACAAAAAAAGCUGGAGUUGUUGAGAGUUAUGAAAGUCACAUUGGUCCAAUUACAGCCAUUGAUACCCAUUGUGUUGAAGGGAGCACUGAUUUCAGUCAUCUUUUUUUAACUAGCUCAUUUGAUUGGACUAUUAAACUAUGGAAUAUAAAGGAAUCAAAGCCAAUCCACUCAUUUGAAAACAACAAUGAUUAUGUAAGCAAUGUUGCUUGGUCUCCUGUACAUCCAUCUGUAUUUGCUGCUGUUGAUAUUACUGGCCAUUUAGACUUAUGGAAUCUUAAUAAUAAUACAGAAUCACCUACUGCUAGUACAGUACUUGAUAAUUCAUCAUUGUUAAAAGGUCUUAUGUGGUCACAGAAUGGAACUCAUUUAAGUGUUGGUGAUGAGUAUGGAAAAAUAUCUGUGUUUGAAGUUGGAGAGCAAAUGACACAACCAAGACAUGAUGAUUGGUCAAAGCUUUCAAACACAUUACAAGAAUUCAAAAGUAAUCAGGCAGAUGAGAUGGACAAACCGAAUAACUUCAGUUCAGGAUCAGUGUUCUCUAGAUCUUCUAGUAUUUUGAUGAAAUAAAUAAGUUCUUAAAUAGUAUUUAAGAUAUAUCUUGUAAAGUUUAUAUAUAUA
Molecule: messenger RNA, 2057 nt
Organism: Sipha flava (yellow sugarcane aphid)
Lineage: Eukaryota; Metazoa; Arthropoda; Insecta; Hemiptera; Aphididae
Product: cytoplasmic dynein 1 intermediate chain-like
Exons: 14
Coding region: 135-2006 (623 amino acids)
Biological process (GO): transport along microtubule
Cellular component (GO): cytoplasmic dynein complex
Molecular function (GO): dynein heavy chain binding; dynein light chain binding
Source: RefSeq, a predicted model, not a curated record